Molecule: messenger RNA, 774 nt
Organism: Vicia villosa (hairy vetch)
Lineage: Eukaryota; Viridiplantae; Streptophyta; Magnoliopsida; Fabales; Fabaceae
Exons: 1
Coding region: 1-774 (257 amino acids)
Source: RefSeq, a predicted model, not a curated record
AUGAGUGGGGUGGAGGAAAGUGCUAUUAAGGAGUUUUGGGGUGGUGAAAAUGUUGAGUGGUCUACGUUGGAUGCAGUGGGAGCGUCAGAAGGCACCGCUAUUUUGUGGAGGAAAGACUUUCUCAAUUUGAGGUUCAGUUUUAGAGGAGAGGGUUUCUUGGGUUUGUGUGUAGAGAAGGAGGGGAGCUUGAUCUAUUUUGUGAAUGUGUACGCGGCGUGUGAGUUAAAUUCUAGAAGAAGUUUGUGGAAGUCGUUAAUUGAUUUCAAACUUAAAAAUGUUCCGGGUUCGUGGUGUGUGGGUGGGGAUUUCAAUAAUAUCUCCAACAAAGAGGAAAGAAUUGACAUGUCUAAUAGGAGCUACAAAAAAGAAAUCUAUAGUUUCAAGGCUUUUAUAGAGGAGAUGGAGCUUGUGGACCCACCGACAAUGGGAGGAAAAUUUACGUGGUUUAAAAAUAAUGGGAAAUCUAUGAGUAGGAUUGAUAGGUUCUGGCUUUCGGAUUGUUUCAUGGAAAAGUGGAAAAUAAUGGGUCAAUAUAUUGGAGGGAGAGAUUUAUCCGAUCAUGCUCCGAUUUGGUUGAAUGAAAAUAGGAAGGAUUGGGGGCCGAAAGCUUUUAAGUUCAAUAAUUCUUGGUUGAAGCAUAAGGAGUUCAAUGAUUUUAUGGAGAAAGAAUGGGGGAAGAUUAUUGUUAAUGGGAGGGGCGAUUUUGUGUUGUCUGUAAAGUUAAAGGCUUUUAAAAGGAGAUUAGUGUGGUGGAAUAAAGAGGUGUACGGAUGA